Messenger RNA from Ictalurus punctatus (channel catfish), 3726 nucleotides. It is a transcript of the gene tmc2a, whose product is annotated as transmembrane channel-like 2a. Gene Ontology annotation, biological process: detection of mechanical stimulus involved in sensory perception of sound; vestibular reflex. Gene Ontology annotation, molecular function: mechanosensitive monoatomic ion channel activity. Gene Ontology annotation, cellular component: plasma membrane. The record is from RefSeq and is a predicted model, not a curated record. The coding region runs from base 108 to 2381 and encodes 757 amino acids. Lineage: Eukaryota; Metazoa; Chordata; Actinopteri; Siluriformes; Ictaluridae. The transcript is spliced from 17 exons.
UAGCAUUGCUCAUCGCUCCUUCUUUCUUCUUCCCUCCCACCCCUGCGCGUCCCCACUAUCCCAGUGAGGACUCAAAGUCAGAGGGGGGGGAGGAGGAGGAGGAGUCCAUGUCAGAGGGGGAGAGGGCUCGGCUAAUGGAAGAGGUGGAGGAAAAGAAGAAGCUGAUCGCGAACAUUAGGAGCAAGCCAUGGCGGAUGAAGAGGAGGCUCAAACACCUCAAGGAAGCUCAGGUGUUUGUGGAUAAGUUUGAAGGUGCUUUGGGCAAAGGGAAGGGCAAGAAACUGUAUGCCUUCAAAGUCAUGAUGAUGAAGAAAUGGAUCAAGUUUCAGAGAGAUUUUGACAACUUCAAGACAGCCUGCAUACCCUGGGAACGGAAAAUAAAAGAGGUUGAAAGUCACUUCGGUUCUUCUGUCGCCUCGUACUUCAUCUUCCUCCGCUGGAUGUAUGGCAUGAACCUUGUUCUGUUCAGUUUGACCUUCGGCCUGAUUGUGAUCCCUGAGGUUCUCAUGGGCCUCCCUUAUGGAUCUAUUCCUCGGAAAACAGUGCCGCGAGAAGAACAGGACACGGCAAUGGACUACGCAGUUCUCACCGACUUUAGCGGUUACUGCAAGUACUCUGUGUUAUUCUAUGGCUACUAUAAUGACCAGAGAACCAUUGGCUUCCUGAAGUUCCGCCUCCCUCUGUCCUACCUCUUGGUGGGCAUUGGGACCUUCGGGUAUAGCCUGAUGGUUGUGAUCCGAACGAUGGCUAAAAACGCAGAUGUGGGGGGUGGGGACAGCGAGGACAAUGAGUUCACCUUCGCCUGGAAGAUGUUCACAAGCUGGGAUUACCUCAUCGGCAACGCAGAGACGGCCGACAACAAGUUCGCCUCCAUCACCACAAGCUUUAAGGAGUCCAUCGUGGAUGAACAGGAGAACCAGAAGGAUGAGAACAUCCACCUCACGAGAUUCCUGCGUGUACUGGCUAACUUCCUCAUUACCUGCAUCCUGGGAGGCAGCGGAUACCUCAUCUACUUCGUGGUCAAACGCUCACAAGAGUUUGCUGGCAGGAACGACCUGAGCUGGUAUGAGAAAAACGAGAUGGAGAUCAUAAUGUCGCUACUCGGACUGGUGGGCCCAAUGCUGUUUGAGACUAUCGCCGAGCUGGAGGACUACCACCCCCGCAUCGCCCUCAAGUGGCAACUCGGACGCAUCUUCGCCCUUUUCCUGGGUAACCUGUACACCUUCCUGCUGGCUCUGUUCGAUGAGGUCAAUGAAAAGCUGGUGCAGGAACAAUCCAUAAAGAACGCCAGCAUGUGGUUCCUCAAGGAAUAUUAUGCCAACUACAGUGCCAAUAACCCGAAUGUGACAGGCACGCCGCCCCCCCCUGACCCUGCUGAUGUGAUCCGUGGCCCGUGCUGGGAGACAACAGUGGGGAUAGAAUUUGUAAAACUGACUGUCUCAGAUAUCCAAGUGACGUAUCUGACGAUCCUCAUUGGGGACUUUGCAAGGGCUCUGAUUGUGCGCUUCCUUAACUAUUGCUGGUGCUGGGACCUGGAGGCAGGCUGGCCUUCCUAUGCUGAGUUUGACAUCAGCGGCAAUGUCCUUGGAUUGGUCUUCAAUCAAGGGAUGAUUUGGAUGGGAGCGUUCUACGCUCCUGGUCUGGUCGGCAUCAACGUCCUCCGUCUCCUGACCUCGAUGUACUACCAGUGCUGGGCCGUCAUGGCCUCCAAUGUGCCUCAUGAGCGAGUCUUCAAGGCCUCGAAAUCCAACAACUUCUACAUGGGUCUCCUUCUUCUCAUCCUCUUCCUCAGCCUGCUGCCUGUCGUCUAUACCAUCAUGUCCCUGCCACCAUCCUUUGACUGUGGGCCCUUUAGUGGCAAAGAGCGGAUGUUUGACGUGAUUGUUGAGACGAUAGAGCUGGAUCUGCCAUCAUUUAUGGGGAAGCUGUUCGGUUACGCAGCCAACCCCGGCCUCAUCAUCCCAGCUGUUUUGCUCAUGGUUCUAGCAAUUUAUUAUCUCAACUCAGUGUCUGAGGCCUAUAAGAACGCCAACAACGAGCUAAAAAAGAAAAUGCAAAUGGCAAGAGAUGAGGAAAAGAACAGGAGGAAUAACAAAGACAGCACCAAUCAAGUGAUGAAGGAUUUAGAGGAUUUACUACCCAGACGCUCCAAUAUGCCGGAUUCAGGCAACCAAGCAGACAAACCUGGUGGAGGAAAACCAUCAAGAGUGAAGCCAGGAUCAGCUGCGAAUGGUGUGAACCUGCAGAAAGACGUAACGCUGGCAUCAGCUAAUCCUAAUGCCCGAGGACCUGUGAACCGAGCACCAGGCCCCAGGACAGCUGGGCCUCUGCCUGGACACCCGGGUCCGGCUCCAGGGGCAGGACAUCGAAAGGGACAAUAGUACUAGACACUAGCGCUAGCCACGAGCAUUAGACAGUAUCAGACUACCUCCUAAAUGAUGCAGUGAACUAUAUACUAGUCUUUCUUCCUGAACCUGUUUAGUUAUUCCAAUUUCUCACAAAUGAUACAUAAUGAAUAGAGACUCUAUGUUUUUAAUUCACCUUAAGCGCUGCAUAUUACAUUGAGAAUAUGUAAGAGUGGUUGUAUAGUAUUCUGAAAUACUUUUUCGAAUAUCUAACACAAGUAGACCAUUCAGAGCAAUGGACGUUAAAUUUAAAGCGGCAACGUGUAACUUGUUGUAUAUUAUAUAGCUAUUGUCGAGAGAGUGGAGAUGGAGCUGUCAGGUUUUGUUAGGAAUUUUUAGGUAUCCCAUUAAGGUUACAUCAUUCAUAUAUCAUCAUUCCAGCUUUUGGCAUAAACAAACCGGCUGAUAUAAAUGACAGUGUUAAAAUGGCUAGAGGUUGCCAUAUCAGGCUUGCAAGUUUGAGCUUGUUUAACUUUUUAGCAGACAUUAGACUAAUUCUAUCAAUGUUUUUUUCCCCUGAUAUAUUCAUAAGCUGUAUGUUUGUAAUCUGAACAUAUAAUGAUUGAAUCUAUAAUGAUUGUAUGCAAGUUGUCCUUAUUAUUACAGUGUAGUGAACUAUUGAAUAUUACGGCGCUUGUAAGUUUGUGAACCCUUUAGAAUUUUCUACAUUUCUGAAUAAAUAUGACCUAAAACAUCAACAGAUUUUCAAACGCGUCCUAAAAGUAGAUAAAGAGAACCCAAUUAUACAAAUGAGGCAAAAAUAUUAUACUUGGUCAUUUAUUGUAUGUGUUUAAUUUUACUGUACUUUGUAAAUAUUGCAGCAUAUUUGGGAAAUAUAGUCAUGAUUUUGUAAUGUAAUACAGGGAGGUUUAGACUUUAAACUUUGGAACUGAUUUUAUUGACUCCUGUUGUUGUUGUUGUUCUUGAUGUUGUUUUUACAAGUUUUAAAUAUUGGGCUAUUGAGCUUGUUUUGUUAUGCAGACUUGGCAACCUUAACGUUGGCGGUCAACCGUAAAAUCAUCAUCAUCAUCAUCAUUAUCAUAAUGAUGAAUGAAAUUUUAAAAAACACAACAAAGAUUUUCAAUAAUGAUUCGCUUCAAAUAUUGUAGAUUUGAUCAAAUAUAAGCUGGAAUCAUAUUCUGCUUCUAAAUAGCGUGCAACACAAUUUCCUCCACUAGAGGGCUCCAAAUUCCACAAAUAUCAAAAAUUCGAAAUCGCUUUAAUUUGCCCAGUUUGAAAAUAUUUUAAGUAUUUAACUCAAAUAAUCAGCUUAUCUGAUGUGUUACUUAUUUAUCAAUAGAAAACAAAUGCAUUUGUUUUA